This is a messenger RNA of Vicia villosa (hairy vetch), 936 nucleotides long. RefSeq lists its product as uncharacterized. The record is from RefSeq and is a predicted model, not a curated record. The transcript has a single exon. Bases 1 to 936 code for a protein of 311 amino acids. NCBI's taxonomy places the organism in Eukaryota, Viridiplantae, Streptophyta, Magnoliopsida, Fabales, Fabaceae.
AUGGCGGAUGACCUUGUUGCGCCAAAUGUGAUUGAUGGAGAAAUUGAGAUAAGCAUUGAUGACACGGAUGUUGCACAGGAGCUGGAGUUCUGGGAAAAUGCUAUGAUCCUAUUUGCUUUAGGAGGAAAUCUCACGAUGAAUGUAGUGAAGAAGUUCAUGGAAAGCUCAUGGAACUUUAUUGCACUACCAAAUUUGUACUACAAUGAUGCUGGGUACUUCAUUGUGCGUUUCAAGAACUAUGACGACAUGGAGAAAAUCACGGCUCAGGGACCGUAUUUCAUCUUUGGGAAACCUAUCUUUUUGAAACCAUGGUCACCGGACUUUGAAAUAACGGAGGAUGUUCUACGCGUGCUGCCUUUAUGGAUCACUCUCCCUAACCUACCACUGCAUCUCUGGGGGAAGAGUAGCAUCUCAAAGAUCUCGAGUGCUGUGGGCAAACCUAUCACUACUGAUGAGUGCAUAGCUAAGAAGUUGCGGAUAUCCUAUGCUAGAGAGCUGGUGGAAGUGGAUAUUACACAAAAGCCAAGGGAUACCAUAUGGAUUAAGGAUCAUGUGGGGAAGAAAUUUGAACAGAAAAUCGAGUAUGAGUGGAGACCAAGAUAUUGCUACUCAUGUUUGCGAGCUGGCCACGAUUGCUCCCAACAGAAGAUUAAGCAGGCUCCUAAAGUGUGGAAAAUGAAAGACAAAGCUGAAGCAGUGAAGCAAGGGGAGAAUGUGGAAACACAUAACACCAAUGCUAGUUCAAGUCACACGAAACCUGGAGAAAUAGAGGAACACAAGGAAGCAGCUACAGAUGAGAACUGGACAGUAGUUACCAAGAAGGGCAAAACACCUAUGGCAACCCCCAAGAAUGACAAUCCUGUGCUAUUUACAAACCCAUUUACCCACCUUAGGAUUGGAGAUGGUCCUAGUGGAGGGCAUAGCCCCAAUAAAUGA